Styela clava is the source of this 489-nucleotide messenger RNA. The record is from RefSeq and is a predicted model, not a curated record. NCBI's taxonomy places the organism in Eukaryota, Metazoa, Chordata, Ascidiacea, Stolidobranchia, Styelidae.
UACAUUCAUUUGAUGUAUAGUAGUGCCCAGAGAUCUAGCGAUUUCAAAGAUCAGGGACAUGCUAUGAAAAUUGAAACCAAAAUUCCUAUGGACGUACAAGAAAAGGGUAUAGUGAAAUGGAAACAGGAAAUGAAAUAAUGCAACUGAUCAAAGAAUCGGAACUCGGCACUUGGAUUGGUUUGGAUGACAUUCAACAAGAAGGCAAGUUUGUUUGGAAAGACGGGGUCACUUCAACUAAAAAUAAUACUUAUUGGGACAAGAAUCAACCGGACAACUAUGGGAACGAGGAUUGCGUACAUUUACGACGAAACGCUCCAUGGAACCUAAAUGACUUUCCUUGUUCCACACGCCUGCAGUUUUUCUGCGAAAAGUGAAACGAGAAUAUCGGUCAGAGACCGAAGACUUAUCGAUCGAAAGUUAGGGGAUUCCCAAAACAGCGCUCUUACUCCAUAGUGACACCUUGUGUCCCAUCACUAAUUAAUUAAUAGC